CACAGAGAGAGGGAGAAAGGAAGAUUAAUUGAAAUAUUUAUAGAGAAGGAGAGAGAGAAAGAAAGGAAGAGAGAGAGUUGUGUGUGAAGAUUACUACAAAAUGUUUAGACAUACACAAAGAGCAUAGAUGUACAUUUCAUAUUUUAUAUAGAGAGCGGUGUGGAAAGCAAAACAGUGAAAAAGGGAAUAUAUAUAUAUACAUGUAUUUAUAAACAUUUUGUAAAACAGACACAACUAAUUAGCAAACACGUGACUUAUGCUAUUUCUCUCUCGUUUACUCUGAAGAAAAAACACAGGAAUCUCUUUUGAUCCGGCACAGAUAAAUAUAUCGUUGUCAUAAAGAGAAGUAAAUUACGAAGACUACAGUCGCAGUAACACCAGACAAUAAAACAAAAGGAAGUGUGUAUAUAAAGAAGACUAAAUGGGCCAAGUAUUAGAUGCAUCGAGGAGGACCCGGAAGUGACCUUUGGUCUUCUUGACCAGUAAAUGAAUGAAUAUUAUUGUGUAUCACCAAUAAUGUUGUUAUUCAAUUUCUUACGUUGAUUUCGUUGGACUCGUCCACCUUUCACAUAACAAGGUUUUGCUUUUCCUUAUUGAAUCACUCUGUCUCCCUCACUUUGUCAUUCUUCGAUUUUCUCCUACGUCUCGCUUCGGCUCUUUUUCUUUUUGAUUGUAUUGUUCGGUCUACCACAAGUGGAUGUUUCAUUUUACACCAGAGAGGAAAAUGUGGCGACAUCCGACGAUGUCCUGUUAUCAUCGCAGUCGGAAGAAAACCGUCCUUCACUGCUUCUGUGUUCGCUACAGCUGUAGUGACCUAUCAUUACUUCUUUUGGCUAUAUUCCUGCUGUUCCAGCCAGUCAAAUCACAGACUGUAGAGUCCACUGAAUCCACAAACAGCCAAUCACCCAACAGCCAGUUUCACUGCCAAGUAAAUGCAACCAAUCAAUGUGAAGAGAAUGAGAUGUGUGCAGCAAUAAGCACAGAUAACGGUGUAUGUAUCUGUAAACCUGGUUUCAUGAAGAAUCAGACAGAUAAGUGCAUACCGAUUUCAAUCUCUCAACCUGGAACUUCUUUGGUAUCUACCUCCUCAGAAAGACCUACAGUAGCUGGCUCCACAUCCACUAUCAGAAGUGUCCUAGCAAAUUCCACUGUUACCACAACUACCAUUUCCAGCCAUCCCAAUGCUACUGACCAGUCUAGUUCCCUGAAUCAGUCCAGGACCGUCAGUAUGUCCACAAACUCUAGUCUGUCCAGUAUCUCUACAACCACCAGUUCUUCCAAUACUUCAAGUACCCCCAGUCCGGUCAGCAUUUCUAGUAUGGCUACAAAAAAAGAUGUUACCUCUGGAACUAAAAUUAAGGUUACUACAUCUCAGAAUGCCACUGAUUCCAUAGUUACAACAACCAAAGCAGUGCCAAUAUUGCCUCCAUUAAAAGUGUCUGCUGGCACCAACAAACGUCUGCAACUUCCCAAGAAUGAAAUUAUUCUUACCGCAUAUGUUAUGGAUGAGCCAUUAGAAGGAAAGGAGUUCCAUUACAAAUGGUCAAUGAUAACAUUCCCUAAAGGUGCUGAGAAACAAGGGUCAAUGACUGGACCAGACAGUAAGACAUUUAUUCUCAAAGAUCUUGUUGCUGGUCUUUACACCUUGAAACUUGAAGUCACUGGAAACAACCGAGCUGGUGAAGCCUAUGUCAAUGUAACUGUUAUCCCACCAAAGAGGAUUAAUAAACCCCCAGUCGCUAUAAUUAAACCAACAUCUCUCCAGAUCAAGUUACCUACAUCUGCUAUCCUUGACGGCUCAGACAGCACAGAUGACAUGAAAGUCGUCAAGUAUAAAUGGGAAGAGGUUAGUGGUCCCAUCAAUGACCGACCCAUCGAAAGUAAUGCAUCCAUGUUGAAACUCAAUCAUCUGGAACCAGGGAAAUAUCAGUUUAAGUUAACCGUGACUGAUUCUGAUGGUGCCACAAAUUCCACUUUAGCUAAUGUUACCGCUAUUAAAGAAACUGAUUACCGUCCAACAGCCAACGCAGGAUCUGACGUUGUCAUCAACCUGCCAGAGAAUUCGGUCACUCUCUAUGGAAAUGCCAGUACUGAUGAUAAAGGUAUUGUCAGUUAUGAGUGGACAAAAUCAUCAGAUGACCACUUAGUGGCUGACAUGAUGGGGGUUCGCUCUCCAGUCCUGAAAAUCUCAAACCUUGAGGUGGGAAAUUACAAGUUUACUUUGAAAGUCACGGAUACAGGUGGACAGAAUGCCACAGCAGACGUACAUGUUUUUGUGAAACCAGAGGUGAACCAGCCGCCAGUUGCUGUUACUGCUGGAGAAAUAACUGUUGUAUUACCAGUUGCCAGCCUCGUCCUCGAUGGUCAGAACAGCACGGAUGAUAAAAACAUUGAAACCUACUCAUGGAAACAAACAAGUGGACCCCAGUUGACAUUGUCCAAUUCAGACAGGAACAUUGCCACAGCAACUGGUGACAUCAAAGUGGCAGUGUACAUGUUUAAACUCACAGUCUACGACAUACAGAAGCAGUCCAGCUCAGCAAAUUUGAAGAUCACCGUCACCCAGAAGGAAAACAAGGCCCCCAUGGCGGACGCUGGAGGGGACAAAGUGAUUCAACUCCCAAAAUUAAUAGUUUUGCUGGAUGGAUCCCGUUCACAUGAUGACCAGAAAAUUGUUCGCUAUCAGUGGACCCGAGAUCCAAGCAGUCUGGCUGCAGGGGAGAUUGCCAACAACUCAAACUCGGAAGCUGUGCUGCAACUUAUUAACCUAAUCGCUGGCAGAUAUAUCUUCACUCUUCAUGUCUUUGACAGUGAUGGUCUGUCCAGCUCUGAUUCUGCUUCCAUUAUUGUCAAACCAGAUCCAAGUGAAAUAGACAAAAUGGUUCUGGAACUUGAUACAGACAUUGAACAUUUCACCGUAAAAAGUCUUAAAAAUAUUGAAAGUCAACUUGGCCUGCUGUUGCACAUGACAUCUGAAGAAGACGCUUAUGUUCUGAGCGAGAAGGUUUAUAAAGAUUUCAACAGUGGACACCUAAAGAUAGAAUUUUAUGCUGUAUCUGUCACCAAAGAAACCAAAGUCGUGAAGAAAGGAAUCGAUGUUCUUCGAUGGUUGAAACCGAAAUUGUCUUCACAAACCAACAUUUUUGAAUAUUCCAUUGUGGAUCUCAACACUUUUGUUUGUCAAAAUAAUUGUUCAGGUCAUGGCAAAUGUGACCAGUACACUAAACAAUGUUUCUGCGAGGCCUUUUGGAUGCAGAACUACAUUCUCACAAAAUUUUUUCAUGGUGAAAACAACUGUGAUUGGAGCAUCCUGUAUGUGGUCAUUGUAUGCUUCCUAAUAGUCGUCGGCCUCGCUGGCUUUGUCUGGUUGACUUGCUGUAUAUGGAAAAGACGUCUAUGGCGGUGGAGAACCAGAAAACGGCCCAAAUAUUCUUUACUUUCACAAAAUGAUAAUGUCAAAGAAAAUUUUAAAAUGUUAACUAAAACUCGUUUAAAAGCCAAAACUGGGACCCCAGCCAGUGACUCAGAUCUUUCAAGUGAAGAUACAUUAUUUGUGAAUCACAAAAGCCACAAUGGACAAAUCUGGCCUAAAAAUGGAAUAAAUCAACACAUAAGACCAAAUAUGUUGACCUAGGAUUAAAAACAAUUUACAUUAAGUAUUUUACACCUGGAUAUUGUGAGAGCUGUAAACGAGUUAUAAGACUUUGAAAAAAGAACUCUAAGGAGAUUUUUUU
Messenger RNA from Octopus sinensis (East Asian common octopus), 3734 nucleotides. Its product is annotated as dyslexia-associated protein KIAA0319-like protein. The record is from RefSeq and is a predicted model, not a curated record. Bases 698 to 3634 code for a protein of 978 amino acids. Lineage: Eukaryota; Metazoa; Mollusca; Cephalopoda; Octopoda; Octopodidae. The transcript is spliced from 23 exons. Gene Ontology annotation, cellular component: cytoplasmic vesicle; plasma membrane.